Schistosoma guineensis is the source of this 1238-nucleotide messenger RNA. NCBI's taxonomy places the organism in Eukaryota, Metazoa, Platyhelminthes, Trematoda, Strigeidida, Schistosomatidae. The record is from the annotation of a GenBank genome assembly.
AAAACAAGUCGACUUUAUAAGCCAUGUCAUUGGCUUGCUAUCACAUCUGUCGGUCAUGGCACCGAAACUGGGUUAUUGGAAAAUCAGAGGCAAAUUUAUUGAAAAGAAAAAACUUCAUAUUGUGCAGAUGUUGACAGAUGUUAAAGCAUCGAUUUUUAUGUAUUUUGAUUAUAAUUUCCAAGUCUUAUCGUAAGUUGGAAAGAUCUGCAAAAGAAAGAACAGGUUGUGUUAUUGAUUGGGCACGUGUAUAUAAUUACAAAUGCAGUUAAAAUCAAACAGGCUUCUCAACACUCACUCAGCGAGUUUCCCAUGCAAGUUAGAAAAUAAGCGCAUGUUUAAAAAAUGCUUUCGAAAACGAAGUUGAACAUGAAAUGUUUAUUCCACUGGUAAUGACUGUGCUGUUACAGUUGGUGGGAUCUCAUUACAACUAAUUUCAAUGUUGACUGCUAUUAAUGCAACGUAAAUCACUGCCAAAGUCAGUUACCUUUGGUCAUCCUUUCACUACCAGACUGACUAAAUGAAACUCGCACAACCAAUUAGACUUCUUCUGGAAUAUCUUGAAGAAACAUAUGAGGAACAUGCAUAUGAUCGCAAUGAAGUUGAUGCCUGGCGCAACGAUAAAUUUAAAUUGGGCCUGGAGUUCCCCAAUCUUCCUUAUUAUAUUGAUGGUGAUUUUAAAUUAACACAAUCUAUGGCUAUCAUACGUUAUAUAGCUGACAAACACAACAUGUUAGGGGCUUGUCCAGAAGAACGUGCAGAAAUUUCGAUGCUUGAAGGAGCGAUUUUAGAUAUUAAGACGAGUAUUUGGACAAUUGCAUGCAAUAAGGAAUAUCAAACACUCAAAGUUGAUUUUCUCAACGAACUUCGUGAGAAGCUGAAAAUGUUCGAAGAUCAUCUGUCUAACAAAACGUAUUUGAACGGUAACUGCGUAACUCAUCCUGACUUUAUGUUAUACGACACUCUUGAUGUGGUUUUAUACAUGGACUCACAGUGCUUGAACGAGUUACCAAAAUUAGUUUGUUUCAAACAAUGUAUUGAAGAUUUACCACAAAUUAAGAACUACUUAAAUUCUAGCAGGUACAUAAAAUGGCCUCUGCUAGGUUGGAGUGCUACGUUUGGAGAUGGAGAUACUCCUUCAAAUUAAAUUAACAGUAAAUCUUCUGGUAAAUAAAAUUUAAAGCCUGUUAUAUUUGUACUAAAUAAAAAAUAACAAUAAAAUUCUGAACUGCUCUUUUUUG